AUGAAGGUCAUUCUGGCGCUGUUUUCGGUGUUCCUGGUCGGCCGUUGUGCGGAGCCGGACCCGGAACUCAAGAUCGAAGUCGUUUUCAAGCCCGAGGAAUGCGAGAGGAAAACGGUGGAAAAGGACAUGCUGACCAUGCAUUACACGGGAACCCUGGAAGACGGAAAGGAAUUCGACUCGAGUUACAAGCGGAAUCAGCCGUUUUCCUUCCAGAUCGGCGUGGGACACGUCAUCAAGGGAUGGGAGCAGGGACUCUUGGACAUGUGCAUCGGAGAGAAGCGGAAACUCAUCAUUCCACCUCAUCUCGGGUACGGCGAGGCCGGUGCAGGCGACGUGAUCCCCGCGGGUGCGACCCUCUACUUCGAGACGGAGCUGCUGGAGAUCGGCGACGCCCCGCCGAUGCAGAACAUCUUCAAGGCGAUCGACUCGAACGACGACCAGCAGCUCUCCCGCGAGGAGGUCGUGGACUACAUCAAGAAGGAGAUGCCGGCGGAUGUGAGCAGCGGCGACCAGAACCCGGACAUCAUCACCGAGGAGAUCUUCCAGCACGAGGACAAGGACCACGAUGGAUUUAUCAGCUAUGAGGAGUUCAGCGGGCCCAAGCACGACGAGCUGUGA
Molecule: messenger RNA, 618 nt
Organism: Darwinula stevensoni
Lineage: Eukaryota; Metazoa; Arthropoda; Ostracoda; Podocopida; Darwinulidae
Source: the annotation of a GenBank genome assembly